GCCCUACAAAUCGCAACAUACCCACAUUCGCUCGAAGGUACAGCUUAUCCAUCCACCUGAUGUUCACGUACGUGUAGGCCUUUUUGACACGCAGACUUUAUGCUUCUACUGGGGUCCCCAUUUGAGGAGAAAACGAAGCAGUUGAGUGUACGUGGCUGAGAUGCGCAUUAUGUGGGGCGAGACUGGCGUAUGCGGGAAAAAGUGAGUGGGAAUGUGCCGCAACGCACAAGCACAUAUGUAAGAUAUGCCCCAAUACGUACAUAAAUAAAUGUACAUUUACUGGUAUUCGUACAUCCCCUCAUUUUAUUUUUUUUAAAAUCGCGAAAAUGUGAAAAUUUUACGAAAGCAUGAUGUCAUAGAUUAACAUUUAUCACUUUGCGCAAAUUCGACCCCUCGGCAACAUUUUUUCCUCGCGUGCGAACCAGCUGAGAAAACUAACCACACGGUUACCACGCCAUAGUUUUAAGGUUAAACAGCGUUUAUCCCAUCUGUUUUUGAAACAAAAAAAAAAAAAACAUUCCAAAAUAAAGAUAACACGCAAUUGUAGAGCCUUUGCCGCAUCACCGUUAGUGAAUGAACCUAGCGGCAAUUUUUCACACGUGCCUCCCCCAAGUGAGCAUUUAAACGCAGCUCUUCUUUGCAUAGAGGGUCGAGUUACUCAAAUAAGCAGCCUUUUUACACUUAGUAAGGUACACCACACUGUGUUAUAUCCACACCUUUCACUUUAAACGCCACUUUUGAAAAAAUGAAUUUCCUGAGGAGAAACGCUGCAAAUUUGUGUAAAGGCAAAGUCUUGGGGAAGCACCUGAACUGCUCUGUGCACGAGCUAACCAACCUGAAUAAGAGAAAGAUUUCCAACAUAACCGACCUUGGGAAAUGUGGGCAAAGGUACCAAGCAACCCAUUCCGGCUCUACUAUUGGAGCAAAAAGAUUUGCUUCAAGUGAAGCGCAGAAACUGUCCGAAGUUGUGAAAGCAGAGGUGCAACAUGAGAAGUCGAAUUAUGAGGCACCAGAUAAUAUUAAGAAGUUUUUGCAAACGUCGGGGUGGAAAUUUGAGGAACAAGAAGGAGAUGUCAACAUGGUGUUAACCAAAAAUGUGGAUGGAAUGAAAAUUAUUAUCGAUUUUCAACUUGUGUCUCCAUUUCAAGCAGAAGGAGAAAAUGAAGCGCAAGCAGAAAUGACUGACUUUUCUGUUACCGUUGAAAAGCCAAACAAACAAGGAGGCAUUACCUUUUAUUGCACCACCUUACAGAAUGAUGAGAAAUUCAGAUAUAUGAUUGGAAAUGUUAAGUAUUAUAAAAAUGAAGAAGGAAAAAAUUCCGUGUCAGCUUAUAAUGGACCCGAAUUUGAAGACCUGGAUGACUCCCUACAAACUUCGCUCGAUGAAUGGUUGGCGAACUUGGGAGUAGACUCCGAGUUGUGUGAUUUUAUCGAUUCCUGUAGCAUUGACAAAGAGCAAAGAGAAUACAUGUCAUGGUUACAGAACAUUUCGAAUUUUAUCGAAUCUUAAUUUUUUUCCCCCACCCUACAUCCUUUUGAACAUUAAAUUGUGUGCACAAAUGUUAACCAUUUUUAUAUAUAUGUGUGCGGACUGACAUCUCGUUUUCCCUACAUGGUAUGCAACGCGUAUGUUAUGCAUUAUAUAAAUCGUUAAGUAGCACAAUUUAAGAACCCCCCCCUAUAGCAGUUUAUUUUCCUAGCGAAAUGUAACUGUAUUCUUUAAAUUAACUAUAACAAACAUCUCAUUUUUAAAGAAUUAUUAAUUUAAAUUAUUAUC
Plasmodium vivax (malaria parasite P. vivax) is the source of this 1777-nucleotide messenger RNA. Its product is annotated as mitochondrial glycoprotein domain containing protein. The transcript is spliced from 2 exons. Gene Ontology annotation, cellular component: mitochondrial matrix. NCBI's taxonomy places the organism in Eukaryota, Apicomplexa, Aconoidasida, Haemosporida, Plasmodiidae. The record is from RefSeq and is a predicted model, not a curated record. Bases 746 to 1510 code for a protein of 254 amino acids.